Messenger RNA from Kogia breviceps (pygmy sperm whale), 4501 nucleotides. NCBI's taxonomy places the organism in Eukaryota, Metazoa, Chordata, Mammalia, Artiodactyla, Physeteridae. The record is from RefSeq and is a predicted model, not a curated record.
GAGAAAGAACAGUUAGCCCUGAGGUGUCAGGAACCAGCCAGGGGCCUCUCCACCUGCUACCGGGAAACCGGGACGGAAGGAGGCAGUUUCGUGACCUUUGCCCCAGGGCUGUCCGGAGCCCGAGCUGGGGGGCCAGGAGAGGCGGGUGGGUACCGGGUGGCUGGGCGUGCGGCUUCAGGAGGGGCCGCUACAGGCCGGCCCCAAAGAUGGAGGAGGGGAUGGAGGGGAUGACUUCGGCAGCCUCAGGAUUCUGAGCUUCUGCCGUUUCUUGCAAGCAACUGGAGGGGCCGGCUCACCGCUGCCGGCCUCUCCGGGUCAGAGCUCAGCGCGGGUCGGGGCUGGGGGCGCGGUCGGGGAGGUGCGGGGGUGUGCCCGGACCCUCCCCUUCACAUCCCGCCCCUUAAGCAGCUUUAAGGGGCCAGAGCCGGCGGCUAUUUCUAUCCCAGGAAAUCCCCACACCAUCUGUGACCAGCCAGAACCCUGACCCCCCUCCAAGAGCAGGGCCCGAGCGUCCCUCGCUCCCGGGGUGGGGACAGCAGGCCUGAAUCGGCUGCCGGGGUGCCUGCCAGCGGGAAAAAUAAUAAAAAAUGACAAAUGUGAAGUGGAGGCCAGGGCCCUAGGAGGGGCCCAUGCAAGUCACACUUCCUUGAAGAAUUUUAGGUUCAACUGGAAUCUGCCACCAAGAACCUGGUAAGGUGAAUCCGGGGGAGGGGUGGCCAGGUGGCUCUGUAGGAGAGGCUGGUCUGGGAAGAGGGAAGGGCCAGUGCAAGGGCAUCGGGGAGGAGGGUCUGCUGCACUGGAUGACGGAGGAUGGGGGAUGCGGGGGGGGGGGUGCGGCAGAAGGGACUGGGGCCCGGUCAGUCCAGCCUGGCAGGUCCUCCAAAGGACUCUGGCUUUACUCUGGACCCAGCUGUAGCAGCUGUCAAUGCCACUUUUAAGGCUCACCCUGCCCUCUGUUGCAGAUGGACAGUGCGGGUGGGCAGGAUUGGCAGAGAGAGAUCAGUUAAGAGGCUGUGAUGAUGGACGAGGAAGAGGCGGAGCUGGGGACAGCCGUGGAACUCAGAGGCCUGCCCCCCGACGUCCCAGACGAGCUGCUCACACUCUACUUCGAGAACCGUCGAAGCUCCGGGGGUGGGCCUGUGUCGAGUUGGCAGAGGCUUGGCCGUGGGGGCAUCCUCACCUUCCAGGAAGCUGCAGACGCAGCAAGGGUCUUGGCCCGGGAGGAGCACACCCUGCAGGGCGCUCGCCUGAGCCUGCGGCCAGCCCCACCACGCGCCCCUUCGCGCCUACUGCUCCAGGGACUGCCUGCUGGCACGGGACCCCAGCGCCUGGAGCAGUACGUCCAAGCCCUGCUUUGUGCCGCAGGGCAGCCAGGGCAGCCGUGCCGUGCCCUGGCCAGUCCCCGGCCAGACCGGGCCCUGGUGCAGCUGCCCAAGCCCCUUUCAGAGGCAGAAGCCCGCAUCCUGGAGGAGCACGCCCAGGACCUGGGCCUGGAGGGGGCUGAGGUCUCCCUGGCCUGGGUGCCUCAGGCCCGGGCAGUGCGUGUCGUGGAGGGCAGCCCCCCUGCAGACCUGAUGCUGCUGGAGCUGUACCUGGAGAAUGAGCGCCGCAGUGGCGGGGGGCCCCUGGAGGGCGUGCGCAGCCUGCCAGGGCACCUGGGCACCAUCGCUUCCUUCCAGCAGUGGCAGGUGGCCGAACGGGUGCUGCAGCGGGCCCACGAGCUGCAGGGUUCAGAACUGAGCCUUGUCCCCCACUACGAUGUCCUGGAGCCCGAGGAGCUCAGCGAGCACACCAGUGGAGGGAACCGCUUGGCCAGGUUGGGGCCUGGGGCCCCCAAGCAUGCUCUCCUGGAGGCUGGAGGGCCAGCAAGGGCACAGAAUUGUGCAGGGAAUGUGACAUUGGGCUCUGAGGAGGCACCGGGGCAAACAGGAGCCUCUCUGAGGACAAGCCCUUUCUGGGACAGGUCCUCUCUGGGACAGGCCAGUCCAGUCAGCUCAGGGCCCAUGGGGUCUUCAGAACAGGGGGCGCUGCUGAGCCCGGGGCCUACGGGGUCUCCAGGCCCAGCGAUCGGCGUGGAGUCUCUGGAGCAGGUGGCGUCAAUGAGCCUGGGCCCUGUGGGGUCACCGGGGCAGGAGGGCCUGGUGGAGACGGUGCUGCCGAUGGAGCUAGGAGCAAUGCACUUCAUUCAACGCUAUCACGAGGACCUUCUUGCUGGCCUGGGAGACGUCGCCCUCUUCCCACUCGAGGGAUCAGAUACGACUGGAUUUCGGCUCUGCGGAGCGCCGGCCCCAUGCCAGGCAGCCGAGGAGUUUCUGCAAAGCCUGCUGGGCUGCGUUAGCCGUCACGUGCUGAGCCUGAGGCACCCAGGCAGCGCCAGGUUCCUGCUGAGCCCAGAGGGGCAGCACCUUCUGCGGGGGCUGGAGGCUCAGUUCCAGUGCGUCUUUGGGACAGAGCGUCUGGCCAGGGCUGCCCUGGACGCAGACCUGGGAGAGGUGGACCCCACUGAGGCCCUACAGGCCCUCCCUGGCCACUCCCACACCCUGUGGCCUCCAGACAAUACGGACGGUGACCAGGAGAAUAUGAGCCUAGAGGAGGUCCGAGAGCUGCUGGCUGCCCUGGAGGGCCUGGACGGGGAAGACUGGCUGCCACUGGAGCUGGGGGAGGAGGAGCCUCAGGGGCAACCGGAGGAGGAGAAGACUCCCAGGGCUGGGGAGGGGCCCGCGGCCCCCAGCACCGGGGCGCCUGGGCAGCUGGAGGAGGAGGCCGAGCUGCAGCUGGCUCUCUACCGGUCACUGGAGCCACAAGGCCAGGUGGCCGAGCGGGAGGAGGCUGUGGCGCUGCAGCGGGCCCUGGCCCUCUCGCUGCUGGAGCCGCCCCCACUGGAGGAAGAACAGGAGCUCCGGGGUGGGGGGCCUGGUAGCUGGGCCCAGCUGGAGGUGCACGCGACCUUUGAGCAGGAUAUGGAUGAGCUGGACCGGGCCCUAGAGGCGGCCUUGGAGGUGCACCUCCGGGAGGAGACGGUGGGGCCCCAGGGCUGCGUGCUGCCCGCGGAGCUGCGCGCUCGCCUGGAGCGGCGCCACGGCGUGAGCGUUGCCCUUCGUGGUGACCGCGUCGUCCUCCGUGGCUUUGGGACCCAGCCCACCCGUGCGGCCCGCCACUUAGCAGCGCUGCAGCCUGGCCCCCGGGAUCAGAGCUUGGCCUUUCCCUUGGCGGCUUCGGGCCCCACUCGUGAGUCUGCAGCCCGCACGGGGGAGGGCAGGGCGGACCGGUGCCCCAGGCAUGGCCCGUACCCCCUUUCUCCCUGUGUGUCAGUGCCACAGCAGAGGCCGAGGGAGCCCUUGGGCAGGCUGGAGUGUGUGGCCGAGAGCAGCAGUGAGUUCCAUACGGUAGUGCGGGCCUUCUGCGACACACUGGACGCCGCCCACGGCAGGAUCCGUGUCGUCCAGGUGGAGCGUGUGUUGCACCCACUGCUGCAGCAGCAGUACGAACUGCACCGGGAGCGCCUGGAGCAGUGCUGUGACCGGCGGCCGGCCGAGCAGGUCCUGUACCACGGCACGUCGGUGGCCACCGUCCCGGACAUCUGCGCACACGGCUUCAACCGCAGCUUUUGCGGCCGCAACGGUGAGGCCUGGGGCCCUGAAGGGGCGCGGUCUCUGCCCACCGUAACCACCCUGACCCCCGUGCCUCCCCCCCGCAGGCACGCUCUACGGACAGGGCGUGUACUUCGCCAAGCGCGCCUCCCUGGCGGUGUUGGACCGCUACUCGCCCCCCGACGCCGAGGGCCACAAGGCGGUGUUCGUGGCGCGGGUGCUGACCGGCGACUACGGGCAGGGCCGCCGCGGGCUGCGGGCACCCCCCCCGCGGCCCCCCGGCCACGCGCUCCUGCGCUACGACAGCGCGGUGGACUGCCUCCCCCGGCCCGGCAUCUUCGUCAUCUUUCACGACACCCAGGCGCUGCCCACACACCUCAUCACUUGCAAGCACAUGUCCCGGUCUCCUCCUGGAGACGCCCCUGGGCUCUUGAGCAACUCCCCAGCCACCUAACCCUAGAGGCCCCGCCCCCUCGGCCCAGCCGCCGGCCUCCUGCUCCCCAGGCUCCCCGCUCCGCACAGCCCCACCGCCCCCUCCCCCGCCCGAGCUGCCCCCGGGGGCGCCCCUGCCUCCUGCAGUGGUGCCCAUACGGGCGGCCGGACGAGGAGGGCUCGGGCAGGGUUCCCCGCUCCCCCCACCCCCGGGCCGGCCCAACCACCAGGGGUCAGCAGAGCCCAAGAGGAGGGGGGCCGGCCCUCGCCCGAGCGCGACUGUGUUGUUUGAAUAAAUGUGUACGUGAAACCAGGCGGGGGGACCUGCAAGCUUCGAGUCUGACCUGUUUGGGGGGGUGGCUAGGGGCGGGGGCCGGGGCGCAGAGUCCGCUGGUGCUUUGGGGCGGCCCUGGGCAGCCGGCAGAGGCCGGACCCGGCGCGCGCCCGAGCGACCCCGCGUCGCCUUAGUGUCACGCACG